AGCAGGGGGGUGGGCGCAGCGCUGAGGGAGAAGGCGUAGUGCAAGGGCUCCGCCGACUUUGUGGGUGUUUGCUGGGAGCGCUGCCGCGGGAGCUGGGCGCUGCGGGUGACCCGUCCCGUCGCGUCGCGUCCCGCUCUGCGCCGCCCUGUCCCGUCCCGUCCCGUCCCGUCUCGUCUCCUCGUUGGUAGCGCCUCGAGCCGCCCUGCGCUUCUCUCUGCACCCGGCCUUCCUGCCCGGGGGUCUCCUGAGCCUGCAAAAUGGCUGACGGCCGGGACAGCGCCUCGGACCAGCUGAAGCAGUGGCAGAGCCAGCGGGGCUCGCAGAAACCAGAUGUCUUGACCACUGGUUCUGGGAACCCAAUAGGGGAUAAGCUUAAUAUCCUGACAGUAGGACCACGUGGACCUCUUCUUGUUCAGGAUGUUGUUUUCACUGAUGAGAUGGCUCAUUUUGACAGAGAGAGGAUUCCCGAAAGAGUUGUGCAUGCAAAAGGAGCAGGAGCCUUUGGCUAUUUUGAAGUGACUCAUGAUAUUACCAUAUACUGUAAGGCAAAAGUGUUUGAACACAUUGGAAAGAGAACUCCAAUUGCUAUAAGAUUCUCCACUGUUGCUGGAGAGUCUGGGUCAGCUGAUACAGUUCGUGAUCCUCGAGGCUUUGCCAUGAAAUUCUAUACAGAGGAGGGCAAUUGGGAUCUUGUGGGAAAUAAUACUCCUAUUUUCUUUAUUCGGGACACAAUGUUGUUUCCAUCCUUCAUCCAUAGCCAAAAGAGGAACCCUCAAACUCAUUUGAAGGAUCCAGAUAUGGUGUGGGACUUCUGGAGUCUUCGCCCUGAGUCUUUGCAUCAAGUGUCUUUCUUGUUCAGUGACCGUGGUAUCCCUGAUGGAUAUCGCCAUAUGAAUGGAUAUGGAUCACAUACAUUUAAACUGGUUAAUGCUAGUGGAAAAGCAGUUUACUGCAAAUUCCAUGCGAAGACUGAUCAGGGCAUCAAAAACCUUUCUGUUGAAGAAGCAGGAAGACUGGCUUCUGCUGAUCCUGAUUAUGGAAUACGUGAUCUCUACAAUGCCAUUGCCAAGGGAGACUAUCCAUCCUGGUCUUUUUACAUUCAAGUUAUGACAUUUGAGGAAGCAGAGAAGUUUCCAUUUAAUCCUUUUGAUUUAACUAAGAUUUGGCCUCAUGGUGACUACCCUCUCAUCCCUGUGGGAAAGCUUGUCUUAAACAGGAAUCCUGUCAAUUACUUUGCAGAGGUAGAACAAAUGGCAUUUGAUCCUAGCAACAUGCCACCUGGUAUUGAACCUAGCCCUGACAAAAUGCUGCAGGGUCGUCUUUUUGCAUAUCCUGACACUCAUAGACACCGUCUGGGACCUAACUAUCUACAAAUUCCUGUGAAUUGUCCCUUCAGAACUCGUGUGGCCAAUUAUCAGAGGGAUGGACCAAUGUGUGUGUCUGACAACCAAGGUGGUGCCCCAAACUAUUAUCCAAAUAGUUUUACUGGUCCAGAAGAUCAGCCCAACGUGAAGGAGAGCCGCAUGUCUGUUUCAGGUGAUGUGCAACGCUUCAAUAGUGCAAAUGAAGAUAAUGUGUCUCAGGUGCAAGUAUUCUAUACCAAAGUACUGACGGAGGAUGAACGCCAAAGACUGUGUAAAAAUAUUGCCGAUCAUCUUAAGGAUGCUCAACUUUUCAUUCAGAAGAGAGCUGUGAAAAACUUUACUGAUGUUCAUCCUGACUAUGGUGCCCGUAUUCAGGCACUACUGGACAAAUACAAUGCUGAAGCUGGGAAAAAGGAUGUAAUUAGGACAUACACACAAUCCACAUCUGUGUCUGCCAAAGAAAGAUCCAACUUGUAAACUGUGCUACAGAGACUUAUUCUGUUCUUGAAUUUUGCAUCCACAUAACUGCAGGACACCCUGCUGAAGACAUUAAUGAAUGUAGCAGAUUUCCACACAAAUAUACAAGUGUUUUACAGGCUUGAUUUAUUGAGUUUUCAAGUGCCUAUACUGGUAUGGGAAAUGGAAAGUAACUCAAACUAACAACCCUAGUGCCUUUCAACACUAGUGCUCUAAUGUUUGUUAAGGAAACAUGUUUUUAAGGAAACCUAUAAUUAAAAAUAGUCUUCACUUCUAGAAGCAAGCAUAAGUUUAAUCAAAAUACUGCUUUUUUGUUUGUUUUUUCAUUGCAAGACUUUUCUGGUUACAUUACAGAAUAGAAUUCCUAUACUGAUACUAUGAUUAUCAUUACGGCCCAUGUUCAUGUUAAUAAAUUGAUGUUGCUCAUUAUUUCUAAUAAAAUAGAAUUGACAUUUUGUAUUUUUAGACAUUACUUCUGGAAGAUAAAAAUGAAAUUCAAAGGAAAACAAUACAUGUGCAAUAGUUUGCUUAAAAUAUUGUGUAUUUCUAGUUCCUUAUGUAACAAUGAAGCUAACUAAAAAGUUUAAUCUCAAUAUAUAUUGAUUUUAUUCCUAACACCUAUUUUAGGAUAGUGAAGCUUUGCAUAUUUACUAGUUCUGGGUUGGAUAUAACUGUCGUGAGUGAGAUAAGAAAGAAUAUUUUUCUAACUCCAUAUGCUUCACAGCAAAACUGAUUACAUCUUAAGAGUCUUUAGAGGAGAGGAAAAAAAUUGUCCUUCCUAGUCUAUAAGAAUUUGAAUGGAAAAUAUUAAUUUUUCAAAUAUCUGAGAAACUAAUCUCAGGAUAAACAUUUUUAUUUUGGCUAAAUUCAAGCUCAGGCAGCUUUAAAACUAUUCCCUACAGUUUUUGAAAUCCUGUUAUUUUACUGGCAUAAUCUUAUGUUGCUAUUUAUUAUUCAAGCCGGAGCUGUUUUUCUUUUCAAAAAAAAUCACUCUUUCACUGAAAUGGUGUGUGUUUAUAUAGGCAUAUAUAAAAGCCCUCUGAUUUUAUGAAUAUUACUGUUGUCUAGUGUUUGCAAUUUAGUUCAUCAGUGCAAAAGGAUUUGGAACCCUUUGGACUGAAAAGUGUUCCCUGUUACCACUUAGAUCCAAAAGAGUUUCUUUAGUGUAGUAGUAUUAUCUUCAGUCUUUAAGUAUAAUUGCCAAUUAGCUCUUAGAAACUGAGAUGAAAAGAAAGUGUUUAUACUUGAGAACUUAGAGCAAGAAUUGAAUGACCAUUAUGGAAUUUCUGGAGUUAUAUUGGUUGAAUAUAUACAAUGUUGGACUAAAAGCACAUCAUGAGCAUCUGAAUGCUUUACUGUAAAAGGGUACAACAAAAGCAAGGCUUAAAUUACUGAUUUAUAAGUGCUAAAAUCCCACCUUGAUUUUUUUUCUUAGGUAGUUAUUUGGGAAGGAUUAUUCUGUUAUGGGGUAAUCAUGUUCAAGCUGAUUGUUUGAGUUUUGGAUAAAAACCUAUCAUACCCGUUGCAUGCUGAAGUUAGUCAGAACAGACAAAAAUGUCUUUGAAGUGCACUCGGCAGGACCAGGCAAUUGCCACAUCUCAAGUCCUGGCCAGUUUUAAUGACUGUUCUCUCUGCUAUUUUGUCCUCUUCCAUUGCCAAAGAAAGAUCACUGUAAAUGUGUAAUUAGUCCAGAUGCCAGUUCCACAGCGUCACGUCUAGUUUGAUGUAUUUGCUUUUCUUAUUUGCCUGCUGAUAAUGCCUCAUUACCAUUUGGAUUGCAAGAAGCAUGAAUGAUGAUGCAAAGAGUUUCAGAGCUCAGCUACUAGUUCUCAACUCAACCAAAUGUUAUACAAAUUUCUCAAAUCAUAGCAGCUUCUCAAUAUUGGGAACAUUUGUGUGUCCUUGAACUGAAUUUUGAAUAGGAAUACUUCCUGUGUUGUGGUGUGUGUGUUUUUUGUUUUUGUUUUUUUUUUCUGUAAGUGUGAAUUGGCUUUCCAAGAAGUGAUGGCAGAUAAAGAAGAGUUGGUAUUAAGUGUUGUUUCGUUAAGUGGAAGCAUUGUAGAAAGCUACUCUUGCUUGAACUCAUUUAUAUUUUAACCUGUUGUGAAAAAUUGAUGGGCCAUGUGAUAGAUGCAGUAAAAUAAUAUAAAAUGAUAGUCUGUUUUACUGUGUGAUUCAGUAAAUUUUUACCUGAUCAGGCUAGUAGGAUCAGCUGAAAGCCACAUAAAUGGGUAGGAAUACUUCUUGCUGGAACAUAGAAUCCUAAUAACUCUUGGAAGAGAAUAAGCCAGACUUGAUCUUUAAUUUUGGUGGUUUCUGCUAGAUAUUGUCUUGUUUAUAUUUCUGAAAUAAAGAACUGAAUUUAAAAAUC
Molecule: messenger RNA, 4212 nt
Organism: Dromaius novaehollandiae (emu)
Lineage: Eukaryota; Metazoa; Chordata; Aves; Casuariiformes; Dromaiidae
Gene: CAT
Product: catalase
Exons: 13
Coding region: 258-1841 (527 amino acids)
Biological process (GO): response to hydrogen peroxide; hydrogen peroxide catabolic process
Cellular component (GO): mitochondrion; peroxisome; cytoplasm
Molecular function (GO): catalase activity; heme binding
Source: RefSeq, a predicted model, not a curated record